GUCAAGCAGCGCCUCUCGGUUAUCAACAAAUAAAGAAUUUCACUUGUUUUUAAACCUGGUUCCUUCGUCUGAACAAAACUUUCAAAAUGUCCCAGAGGAGGAUCUGUUCUCUGGUUCUGGUUCUCAUCUGCCUGCUUGUAGGUGUACACUGUAAGUUUCCGAGUUUGGACCGCAUCAGACCGAGAGCUAGCGACAAGGCACAAGCUCGAGCCGUGUCCGGGCUGCUGAAACGGCUUCUGGGGAACAGAUCCUCAGAGUUUAUCGUGUCGGUCAACAGAAGCCUGUCUAAUGAACUCCUGGAUGUGUGUGAGCUCAGGUCCACCAAAAACAGUAAGAUCGUGGCCACUGGCAGCACCGGGGUGGCCGUGGCGUCCGGGAUUUAUAACUAUCUGAAAUAUUUCUGCAACUGUCACAUUUCCUGGUCCGGAAACCAGCUGGAUGUGCCCAGUCCUCUGCCCAGACUCACCGGUGUGCUCCGGAUAAACACCCCACACAGAUUCCGGUAUUACCAAAACGUCUGCACCUUUAGUUAUUCUGCUGUGUGGUGGGACUGGUCGAGAUGGGAAACAGAGAUCGACUGGAUGGCUCUGAAUGGAAUCAACCUGCCGCUGGCUUUCACAGGUCAAGAAGCUCUGUGGCAGGAGGUGUACCGUGCUCUUGGAUUAAAUGAGUCGGAGAUUGAAGAGUUCUUCUCUGGACCAGCAUUUCUUGCCUGGAACCGCAUGGGGAACAUGAACACGUUUGGUGGGCCUCUGCCACAGUCCUGGCAUGUGAACCAACUUUACCUCCAAUUUAAGAUUUUAGAGCGCAUGAGAAACUUUGGCAUGAUGCCUGUGCUGCCAGCAUUUUCUGGACACAUUCCGAAAGGAAUUCUCAGGUUGUAUCCUAAAGCUAAUGUAACCAGACUUGGACCUUGGAGUCAUUUCAACUGCAGCUUCUCGUGCUCCUACAUCUUAGACCCGCUGGACCCCCUGUUUCUCCAGAUCGGCUCUCUCUUCCUGUCCCAGGUGGUAAAACAGUUCAGCACAGAUCACAUCUACAACACCGACACGUUCAAUGAGAUGAGCCCACCGUCGGCUGACCCCGACUACCUGUCUGCAGUCAGUCGUUCUGUGUUUGCCUCCAUGACUGCAGUUGAUCCUGAUGCAGUGUGGCUGAUGCAGGGCUGGCUGUUCUUCAGCGACGCCACAUUUUGGAAGCCGACACAGAUCCAGGCUCUGCUGCACGGAGUACCUAUUGGAAGAAUGAUUGUGCUCGAUCUGUUUGCAGAGGCUAACCCUGUCUUCUCCUACACACAAUCUUUCUAUGGACAGCCCUUCAUUUGGUGCAUGCUGCAGAACUUUGGGGGAAAUAAUGGGCUUUUUGGCACAGUUGAAAGCAUCAAUUCAGGCCCUUUCCAAGCCUUGAGUUUUCCAAACUCAACUAUUGUAGGAAUAGGCAUGACCCCUGAGGGUAUCGAGCAGAACCCUGUUAUAUAUGAGCUGAUGAGUGAACUAGCUUGGCGCAAAGAGCCUGUCAACUUGGCCAAGUGGGUGUCACUGUAUGCCGUACGCCGCUACGGCAGCAUGGAUGCUAAUCUGACUGCUGCAUGGAAGCUUCUGUUUUUUGGUGUUUACAACUGCACUGUGCCACAUUACAGAAACCACAACCACAGCCCACUGGUGCGCAGGCCAUCCUUUCACAUGAAUACUAGCCUUUGGUACGACCCGGCUGAUCUCUUUGAAGCCUGGAGACUGUUCAUGGAAGCAGCUCCUUCUCUGAUGUCCAAAGAGACCUUCCAGUACGAUCUGGUGGACGUGACUCGGCAGGUCCUUCAAGUCCUAACAGCUUAUUAUUACCAAGAUAUCGUUGAUGCUUUCCACAACAAAAAAAUGCCUGAGCUGCUGACCACUGGCGGUGUUCUGAUUUAUGACCUCCUGCCUGAACUCAACCGUUUGUUGAGCAGCAACAGCAACUUCUUGUUGGGCUCGUGGCUGGAGAGAGCACGGUCCAUGGCUCUGAAUGAGCGGGAGGCGCAGCUCUAUGACAUGAAUGCCAGAAACCAGGUCACUCUGUGGGGUCCCAGUGGUGAGAUCCUGGACUACGCUAACAAGGAGUGGGGGGGCCUUAUGGAAGACUACUACGCUCAGCGGUGGGGGCUGUUUGUCCAGACCCUGGUGGAGUGUCUGGACAGUGGGCAGCCAUACAAGCAGGACACCUUCAACCAAGCAGUUUCCCAAGUUGAGAAGGGUUUUAUUUACAAUGGCAGGAAGUACCCAACAAAACGCCAGGGAGACACUUAUGACAUCACUUACAGAAUCUUUCUCAAGUACUACCCACAGGCUGUUAAGAGACUACUAUAAAACUACAACUUGUAUCAAGUCACAGCUGGAAGGAUGUCCUUCUGUUAUUACAUUCCAGGACUUUUUCUACAGCUUCAUACAGAAAACAGUGGAGGUGUAACCUGUAACAUGGUUGUACCGAGCCUUCGCGGUACAAACAUCAGGGUCCAGUAGAGACCAGUGGUGAACUUUUAGAUCUGGGGUCAGAUUUAUAAAGGAUUGCGUGGAAACCAUACUAAAAGUGAACGUACGGCCAAAAGGUGAAAAUGGCGUACGUCAAAAAAAAUUCAGAUUUAUUAAACCGUACGUACGCACAUUUCUAUGCAUCUUUCCUUUUUGGAUCACAGCCGCACGUCAGAGUUUGCGCACAAGGUCCCGCCUCAGGUUCUACCCUCUACACGCCCACACUCAACC
Molecule: messenger RNA, 2735 nt
Organism: Austrofundulus limnaeus
Lineage: Eukaryota; Metazoa; Chordata; Actinopteri; Cyprinodontiformes; Rivulidae
Gene: naglu
Product: N-acetylglucosaminidase, alpha
Exons: 6
Coding region: 87-2342 (751 amino acids)
Source: RefSeq, a predicted model, not a curated record